CUGAACUUCCUACACUGGCUGCAGGAGGAGAGGAAAGCAGCUCAGUUCCAGCUUUUUUUUUUUUUUAAUGCUAUUUGAGCUGGACAAAGUGCAAGGUGUCUAACUUGGGUCCUGAUGAUUCUCAUUUGGGAGCCACUAGGGUAGGCAGUGGAGCAGAGCCCUGCCAGGCACGUGAUGAGCACCUUGAUGGAGCACUUGGAUUUGAAGGGACAAGCAGUGGGGAAGACCUGGGGGUCUGCACAGAGCAGUGACUGCUCCCCCUGCCUGCCCUCCCCCUGCCAGCUGUGCUCCCAGCCACCUGUGUCUGCCCCUGACCCUGCAUCAGCUGGCUCAGUCCCAGGAGAGUGAUCACAGUCCCAAUUACCUCCAUACACAUUGUGGCAAACAAAAGCAACCCAAAACUCUAGUAACAAGCAGGCUGCACUCUUUGAGGCUUAACAGAAGAGACUUAAGCUUUAAUGGACUGCAGAGACAAAAUAGUUGAGCCAUUUGAUCUGACAAUACUUAAAUUCGUCUGCACUGCGCCCUGCUGUUCCAGCUCCCAGUGCUGCUUAGGCUCUUGCUCCACAAACUACUGCAGCAUCACCUCAUUAUGAAGCACUGCAACAGCCCUCCUGCUUUCCUAGCAUGCCUCUACUGCAGCAGCUCCAACCCAGCCAUACUCCCCUGCUCACUGCUAAGCCUCAUACCCUGGAGGAAAUUAUUUAACUCCCAUCCAUUCUCUAGAAGCUUCGCAAAUUCAUCAUGGUACAUGCAGCUUCUCCUUUCAGAAGUGCUUUUUUAGCUUAUUCCACUGGUAAUAGCAGGAAAUGGCCUGCUGCAGUGAAGGAUUCAUCCAAAUAAGCUGGGAGCCAUAGCUAGGCUGUGGAUAAUGCCUGGCUUGCGUCAGUGCUUGAGAUAUCACCAUGCUUUAGGUAAAUGGGCUGCCUAAAGGUAAAGCUUCAGCAGAGGUAAGGCUUCAGCAGAGGCUGUGGAACAGUGGCUUCAGCCUGCAUUGCUUGAAUCAUCCCCUGGGAGUUAUUGAUAACAUUUACAAUUAGCAGUGCUUAACGACAGAAGAGCAGGACCUUGCCCUGUUGCACCUACCAAGCUUCCCACAGCAUUUAAGGACUUUGUGUUUUGCAUUGCACUCAGGUCAGUUUGCUCAUUAGCCUUCAGCACUCAUUAGUCUUUAAUCACCACCCUCCCCUCAAUUUGCUGAACUGAAAUAAUAACUUUGGUUUCUUCAGGUCACACCACAGGGGAUCCACAGCUUAAUUAUGCAGAAGAUGUAAAUAAGCUGAUUUGAAGAAUACUUAACAUUAUUAAAAUUAUUGUAUUACAAGGAAGCCUGAAAAGAAAAAAACCUUUCCCAAUUAUUUGAGUAUUGCUUACCUCUGUCACACCUUGAUAUUCAUCUGUUGAAGAAGAAGCACCUUCAGGCAUUUAGGGACACCAUACCUUACCUCUUCAGUAAUUAGGAAGCCUUAAAAACCCUUCUACUCAUUGUUCACAAACAAGAGUUUUAGGCAAUGUAAUAAUAAGCUUGUUUAGCUGAUAGCUUUGCAGUACUUUUCAGGCCUAAACAGCUACUUCUCAGUCUAGCACGCAGCUCCUGCAGCUAUUUUUCUCAAGCACUGCCAUCAACAGCUAGCGCUAGAGCAAAACUCACCCUCUUCUACUGAAUGGAGGAGCCCCUCAGCCCCCUCUGAGCACCUUAAUAAGCCUUAAUGGCCAUGAUGAGCUUCACCUGAGUGUGCCCACCCCCUGAACUGGGAUCCUACAUAAGCUCAGCUCAGGGCAUUCAUCUGUUUCUUAAGUGGGGCUGUAGGAGUACUGCUCUUUAGUUUAACUGACUCUGGUUUUAAGUUGUAAACUGAUAAACUGAUUUUGUUGUUGAAUUCUAGGUCUCCUCUCUGCAGGAGUGCUUUGGAAAAAUCCUUCUCAGAUGGAGCAGUGAGGCACUGGUAUAGGCUGCUUAGAUUCACCACCAUCCUGGUGGUCUCUAUGUGACACCCUUGGAGGACUGAGGAAGGCUUGCUCACCCUCCUGUUCCUGGCACCCCGUUCUGAAGCUGCACCUCCUAAGUGCUGUGAGAAGCGUUCGGGGUGUUUGGGGGGGCCGUGAGGAAGGAGUUGUGUUCGCCUAUAGAGCAAUGAUGUUGUUGCAGAGUAAGGACUUAAGGCAUCGCUGAGUGGGAGCAGUGUUAGGAUGGGCAGAGGAGGACGCAUGGAUCAUGGCUUCAAAAAACAAAAAAAACCCAACAACCCCAAAAGUGGAAAAACAUCUCUGGCUUUUUUUUUUUUUUUUGAGCUCAGAGGCUCAUGUGCUCUGUCUCAGGUGGGAGAACCUUGGCUGGCUGGUCCCCGGGCUGGGCUGGGAGCUGCUGCCCUUUGUCCCCUGCGGUGGCAGUGGACUUUGGCAGUGGCGCCGGGGAGCGGAAGUGGGGCAGCAGGCCAUUGGAGCCCCUGGAUCUGAUGCAUGGAGCCCUGGGCCCCACCGCGUCCGCCCCCAACCCGGCACAGCCACGCUGCCGGGAAUGAGUGGGCAGAAGGCCGCCGUGGGACCCCACUGCCUUGGAGACCUGUCCUCCCCAGUCCAUCACCUCAUCCUGGCUCCUGGGACCCUGGCAGGGACCUGCACCGGCCGGCAUCCCGGGCUGAGAGCUACAAGAGUGGCCAUGCCUUCCGGGCCUACUCCAGGCAAGAAUAUGAAGACCCCCACUGGCAAUACCCAGCAGCCACCUAUGGGGAAAACCACGCUUACCAAAGACACCAGUGGCAGCCUGUGGCCUGGCAGGGCAACAGAGAUGUGACACAGGUUAAGCCUCACGGCAAGAGCACCGCUUACAGAGACCAGCACUACUACAAGGGCUACCACCCCAACCUGGCUGCCAGUCUCCCGGGGCAGGACAGGUCCCAGACCUAUGAUGCAUAUAAGGAGGGUUCCAGGCAUUCGUGGGCUGGGGUCAGCAAUGUGGGGGAGGCCAGUGGCCAGCCCCAAGAGCCCAGCCUGCUCCAGCAGUACCGUGAGUCGGGGCUCAGCUCCAGUGGCUACGAGCUCAGCCAGUACAUCCGCGAUGGAGCCGAACCCAAUGACACUGCAUUUUCGGGGGGCUGGAGCCCAGUGCAAAGAGGAGGGCCCUUGACAUCAGCUGUGGUGGCACCCCACAAGUUCCUGCAGCCACACGUGCCAGUGUGCUUGGGAGCCGGAGGGCAACUGGUGCUGGUGUGUCCCCAUCGCCCCACUGAGGGGCAGCUCCCCCUGGUUGAGCUGCACAGCAUGGAGGUAAUCCUUCAAGACACAAAAGAGCAGGAGGAGCUUCAGGCCUUCCCAGGGCCCCUGGCCAGGGAAGAUCUGCACAAAGUAGAUGUGAUGACAUUUUGCCAGCAAAAGAUAGCCUCAAGCUGUGAUCUCUCAACACAGAGAGGCAGAGAUUCAGCUCUUCUCUGGAAACUCCUGGUCCUCCUCUGCCGACAGAACGGGUCCAUGGUGGGCUCGGAUGUGGCAGAGCUGCUGAUGCAGGAUCGCAGGCAGCUGGAGAGGUACAAGAGGCAGGAGCCGGCGGUGGGCCCCGUCAGCCUGGCAGAUGAGGAGUGGCGUCAACCGGGGACACUGGACCUCAUCACAGGGGAAGUCCCCCCAGUGGUGGAGACACAGGCACAGAUAGUGGAGAAGUUCACCAAGCUCCUCUACUAUGGCAGAAAGAAAGAUGCACUGGUCUGGGCCAUGAGAAACCAGCUGUGGGGCCAUGCUCUCUUCCUGUCCAGCAAGAUGGACCCUCGGACCUACAGCUGGGUGCUCACUGGGUUCACCAGCACGCUGGCCACCAACGACCCGCUGCAGACCUUCUUCCAGCUCAUGUCAGGAAGGAUCCCACAGGCAGCACAGAGCUGUGGGGAUGCCAAGUGGGGAGACUGGAGGCCCCACCUGGCCGUGCUGCUGUCCAACAAGGUGGGAGACAUGGAGUUGAACCACCGGGCCAUCGUCACCAUGGGAGACACCUUGGCUGGCAAGGGAGCGGUGGAGGCAGCUCACUUCUGCUAUCUGAUGGCAGAUAUUCCGUUUGGUUACUUUGGGGUGAAGGCAGACCGCAUGGCUCUGCUGGGCAGCAGCCACCGCCAGGCAUUCACCCAGUUUGCCACCACUGAGGCCAUCCAGCGCAUGGAAGUCUUUGAGUACUGCCAGCAGCUGCGGCGCCCCACAUCCUUCCUGCUCCCAUUCCAGGUCUACAAGCUCCUCUAUGCCUCCCGCCUGGCUGACCAUGGGCUGCCGGCCCAAGCCCUGCUCUACUGCGAGCAGAUUGCCACCACGCUCCUGCAGCAGGACCCAGCCAGCCACCCUGUCCUGGCCCAGCAGCUGACCAAGCUGGCCGAGCGACUGAAGCUCUGCGACCCACUGCUGCUGGAGAUGCCUGAGCAGGACCCGGCCCUGGAGCCCGAGUGGCUGCUGCAGCUCCGCACCCACUGCCAGCACUGCGAGGCACAGGAUGACCCUGCUCCGGAGGUGGCAAUGACCCAGCCAGAGCCCUGGGCUGCUGCAGCCACCCCAGGUGGAGAGUUUGACCAUGAGCAGCCCCAGAGCGAUGGCCCCCAGUGUGAGCAGUGGCACCAGCCCCCCAUGCCACUGCAGGGAACUGGUCCCCACCAGGACGUGUCCAUCCAGCCCCUGGAGGUUGCAGUGUUGGGCACGGGGCCGACCUCCCUGGAAGAGCUUUGCCCUGAGCCCUCCCUGCAGGCGGUGCCGACAGCAGGCGAUGCUGGGGAGCCCCAGGAUGUCCACGGGGUGCAGCAGCCGGUGCAGGCAGAGCUGCAGGAAUUAAGCACGAGGGCUCGCUCAGCCUCAGAGAGCUCCACGGCAUCCCUGGAUGAGGGCAGCCAGACAUCCUCAGACAGCGCGGCCGAGGAGCUGGAGGGGACAUCGGAGGACAAGAGCUCUGGAUUCCGGUGGUUCGGAUGGUUUCGGUCCAAACCCCAGAAGGAAACUUCUCCCAAAGCCACGACCUCAGAUUCCCCCACGCCAGGACCGCAGGAUCGGAGGUCCCCAUCCCCACCCGGUGCUGACCCUCCAGCUCAGCCCCCAGCGUCCCCAUCUCCGUACAGAAACCCUGUGUCCAUCGACAUGAAGGGCCCGUGGGACGUGGACGGCCACGAGCCCAGCUCCCAGCAGCCACCCCCAGGGAUGAUUCCGCUUUUCAACCCUGCGCAGGUUUCCCAGCUCGCCGCUGCCCGGCCCAGCCAGCCCAGGCUGCUCUCCCAGCGCCGCUACCCCAACCCGCUGUGAGCGGGGCUCAGUGUGCGUGUGUGUGUUUAAUGCUCGGAGAAAACAGCAGCGCUUCGUGGAACGCUCUCA
Numida meleagris (helmeted guineafowl) is the source of this 5331-nucleotide messenger RNA. RefSeq names its product SEC16 homolog B, endoplasmic reticulum export factor (gene SEC16B). Gene Ontology annotation, cellular component: ER to Golgi transport vesicle membrane; endoplasmic reticulum exit site. Gene Ontology annotation, biological process: Golgi organization; autophagy; COPII vesicle coat assembly. The transcript has 29 exons. Lineage: Eukaryota; Metazoa; Chordata; Aves; Galliformes; Numididae. The record is from RefSeq and is a predicted model, not a curated record. The coding region runs from base 2461 to 5262 and encodes 933 amino acids.